This is a messenger RNA of Momordica charantia (bitter melon), 2118 nucleotides long. Its product is annotated as Zinc finger (CCCH-type/C3HC4-type RING finger) family protein. Gene Ontology annotation, cellular component: U2-type spliceosomal complex. Gene Ontology annotation, molecular function: metal ion binding. Lineage: Eukaryota; Viridiplantae; Streptophyta; Magnoliopsida; Cucurbitales; Cucurbitaceae. Gene Ontology annotation, biological process: snoRNA splicing. The record is from RefSeq and is a predicted model, not a curated record.
AAUUCUCCAGAUGUCGUUCCUUCACGAGACGACAAAUCGUUUUAGAUCAGAGAAAUCAACUACGAGGUUUCGUUUUAGCGCGCUCGCCCGCCGGCGCCGGAAGAGGCUUCGAAAUUCGAAGAAUCUCAAACUCUGUUCACGAAUCUCGUCUCUCUCUCUCUCUCUCUGAAUUCGACUCCGAGCGGCUCACAAUAAUCCCUCAAGUUCUGUAGCUGGAAAACAUCAAGUUCUGAGAUUGGAGGUGUAGCAAAUAUAGUAUCUUCUCUGGUCUUGUCUUAGGUGAAAGUGGACGAAGGUUGGCCGUUGGAUUGAGGUUGCCGGCAGCGGUGAUUCUGGACCAAAGCAUUACAUUUUGAUCAUUCGAGAGCUCAAGACAUAAGCCAAUUCAACUUGUUUUCCACUGUAGCAUCUAUUCCAAAUCCAGCUGGUCUUACUCCUAUAUAAUGACAGAUACAGGUGAAAAUCAGCAGCCUGAACAAGUCUGUAGCUUCUUCAAAAAACCCACAAAGAAUAAAAACAUCAGGAAACGGACGAUUGAUGAAGAUGAGGAGGAGGACUCUAAAACAGAGACUUCGUUGCUGCUAAAUCAGAAAAAGGCUCUCAAGACUGAAAGCAAGCUUUAUUUUUCUUCUGGACCCUCUAAAAGUUCCUUGUCUAAUGAGUCAAAUGUGGAAUCCGAUAAACCAAUUUUCCAAUUUGAGUCUUCAAAAGAAAUUCAAGUUCACCAUGAUAGCAAAGCUACUGCUACACUUGAAACAGAGACUGAGUUCUCAAGAGAUGCACGAGCAAUCCGUGAGAGAGUUUUGAAGCAAGCUGAUGAGGCUUUGAAGGGUAAAGGAAAGAGUUCUGGGGAUGAGAAGAAGUUGUAUAAAGGGGUCAAUGCCUAUGUGGACUACAAGGCUGGCUUCAGAAGGGAACAAACAAUUUCAAGUGAAAAAGCUGGUGGAGCACAUGGGCCGCUUAGAGCUUCUGCUCAUAUAAGGGCUUCAGCAAGAUUUGAUUAUCAGCCUGAUAUUUGCAAGGAUUACAAGGAGACUGGUUACUGUGGUUACGGAGAUGCAUGCAAGUUUAUGCAUGAUCGAGGGGAUUACAAGUCUGGGUGGCAGUUGGAAAAGGAAUGGGAGGAAGUAGAGAAAGCAAGGAAGAGAAAAUUAGCUAUGGGAUCUGAUGAAGGGGAUGAGGAUACUGCAGAACAGAGUGAUGAAGAUGAGGAAGAUGCCUUGCCAUUUGCAUGUUUUAUUUGUCGCGAGCCAUUUGUAGAUCCUGUUAUGACCAAGUGCAAACAUUAUUUCUGUGAGCAUUGCGCACUAAAGCACCAUGCAAAGAAUAAGAAAUGCUUCGUUUGCAACCAGCCUACGCUCGGGAUCUUUAACACAGCUCAUGAGAUACGGAAAAAGAUGGCACAGAGUAAAUAAGUAUAUUCUUUGACCCGCAUUGGUCCCUGACCACGGUCUUUCAAUUUGUAGCAGUAUUAUCUCUCUCUUAUUUUUCAUGAGGAAAGUUUCCAAUACUAUUUCUUGAAGCCUGCAAUCAAGACCUGUUCCAGCAUGAGGUUGGAGAAGCUUGGAAUCUCUCUUGAAAUAUGGGAAUAUCAGUUUUAGGAGUAGUUUCUAUAAAAAUGGUUGUCUCUCGUUUCCUCUCUUUGAAUUGGAUGAUAUUUUUAAAUAUCCAGAAAUCUUUCAAUGAUCUACAUGUGUUCCUCAAGUUUGAAAUUGAGAACUAUACUCUGACUACAUAACAUUUGGCAAUUAGAAGCUCACGAGAUGGACAGCAUCAAGUUAUCUACUCGGAUAUUUUUUAACCAGGACUCUUUGUUGAACCCAACUGUAUUUCUAACGUUCUCUGCCUUUAGACUAGAUGGCAUCAAGUUAUCUACUCGGAUAUUUUUUUGUUUGUAUUUGCAAAUUUCCGUUGUCACUUCCCAGAGAUCAUGCGAAUAUGACAACAAUAGGAACCGGACAUUGUGGAGCUCUGUAAAUACAUGUAUAUGUUGACACUGCCAGUAAGUCAGCAACCUGUAUGCAGGCAACCUGAAUCUAAGAUUCUUUAGUUACGAUUCCUGUAGAUGCAUCGUGAUUCAACUUGAGUCAGAUGAGUAUAUGGAUAAGUUUUAAUUUA